Molecule: messenger RNA, 1020 nt
Organism: Diversispora eburnea
Lineage: Eukaryota; Fungi; Glomeromycota; Glomeromycetes; Diversisporales; Diversisporaceae
Source: the annotation of a GenBank genome assembly
CAAAAACAGACUAAUGAAAAGAAAAUUACACUUUAUGGAGGAUUCGAUGAGGAGGAGAUGGGAGAGUGGUGGAAGAAGCAUAAUUCCGUUUUGCUAACAAUGAGUAAAUGGCAGAAGGAUCAAAUUGAAGACAUCACCGGCAAAAUUCCACUCUUCUUAAACGUUUUGCUAGAAUCUAGUCAUAAAAAUUUUGUAGAGGCAUCAUGCUAUUUAAAUAAUCAAUUAAUAUCAAAGAUAAAAGAACCGAUGACGAACUUUUCAAAAAAAGUAGUGGAUCAGGAAUUUCACGUCAAAUUGAUGUCAUCGUUCUUGACAAAAGGAUAUCCUCCAAGUGGCUAUGGAGUUAGUGAUUUUGAUCAUCGUUUCUUCUACAUUGAAAAUGAACUAUGUCAUUAUGUCUGUGGGAUGGUACGAGAUUGCAUGGCUGAUUAUCUCUAUGAAAAGAAGCGAAUGGAAAUAUUCACGGAUAUAAAGUGGAUCAGUUGCAUAGAGAAGUUCAAAAACAACCCAUCGGUUAAAGGAUUUUUUAUGGAGAAGGCGUGUAUUGCUAGUAUUUUUAAGAAUGGAAUUAUGGCGAAUCGUGUAAAUUUUAAACCUAACGAUAUUGAAUUUUUUUGUGAUGAAAAAGAAAUCAAAUUUUCAUCGAAUGAAGGGAAAUGUAUACUUUACUUACCACGCCGUUGGAACCAAGAGGCUAUUGAUGGUUUGCUGAUUUCAAAAACAAAUAAUAAAUUGUAUGUUGCCCCAAUACAGAUUACCUUUGAUAAGAGUAGUCAUUCAGAUUCUGAGGGUAUAUUUUUCUCCAGUAUUUGGCCAAAUUUAAAAUCAAAUAUAUCAGGCUUCGAGGAUGGAUUAGAGAUAAUAUUCAUAUGGAUUACAAGUGAAAGUGAUACAGAUGUGAAAGUGGACAUUAAGUCUAAAGAAACACGAAAUAAACCUUUUGAAAUUAAUCCCGAAUACACUCAGGUAGUAAUGGAAUUUGGAAAUGUCAACAGAGAUAUUAAUCGGUAUCUAUCUUAG